Molecule: messenger RNA, 1009 nt
Organism: Baudoinia panamericana UAMH 10762
Lineage: Eukaryota; Fungi; Ascomycota; Dothideomycetes; Mycosphaerellales; Teratosphaeriaceae
Exons: 3
Coding region: 152-652 (166 amino acids)
Source: RefSeq, a predicted model, not a curated record
GCGAUUCUCAACCAUGCUGCUUGCUGUGCGUUCCAUGUUUUGUGUGUUCCAAGUUUCAUCAUUCUCCCGAGGGGCUUGCUCUCCUCGUUUUCGUCACCCUCUUAUCUCAUCUACUUCGUGACAACCAGCUUUUAUCUCAAUUUUCCCAAAGAUGUCUAACUUUCUGAAAGAAGCCGAAGGUGCCCUUGAGGGCCGUUUAAACCAGGGCGGAAUGGGCCAGCAAGGCGGCAUGGGAAGCGGCAUGUGUCAGCCAGGCGGUACGGGCGGCGGUUACGACAACCAGCAAAGUGGUAUGGGCGGUGGCAUGGGCGGUGGCUUCGACCAGUCCAACCAGCAAGGCGGUAUGGGCGGUGGCUUCGACCAGUCCAACCAGCAGGCGGGAAUGGGUGGUGAUUACGGCCAGCAGAGCGGCUUCGACCAGCAGUCGGGAGGUAUGGGCAGUAUGGGCAGUCAGCAAGGCGACAUGGGCCAACAAAGUGGCUCCACCGGCCAGCAGAAGAGCGGUGGCUUCAUGUCCUCCAUGGAGUCAGCGGGCAAGGAUGGCAUGCUGAACAAUGAGAUGAACCAGUUCCUUACCAAGGAAGGCGUCCCUCAAGGAGCCGAUCAAACAAUUGACAAGUACGUCGACCAGGAAGCCAACAAGUUCAUGUGAAACCAGCAGGCGUUGCGACGAAAUGGACGUGAGCCCAGCGUCAACAAGCAAUGUUCAAUGACGAAUGGGCUCGAUAGACCGCCGGGUGCAGAGUUUCAACAGGGCGUCGAAGUCUACUAGAUGGCUACGACGAAGCUUUUACGAACUUCGAGAUCACGUCGUCAUGCAUAAACCUUGCCAUGGCAUCCCCCUUCAGCGUCACCAUCACCUCCUACUCACUCCUCUCCUUGUCCACCGGGAAAAGCACGCAUCCGAGACUAGGUAGCCUUCGUCGGACCGCUCUUCUCGAUGCUGCCUUUGCAAGGCCUAAGCCGAGAUGUGACGGAACCAGUGGGAGUAUACUGUGGUCUUAGACAA